CUUUCACCUACAUGGCAAAUCAGUAUAUUUGGUCAGAGUUUGGUGCAAGAAGCAGAACUCACUGGUAGAUGGCCAAGAUGGGGUGCACCUACUGGCUUCUGCUUCUGUUGGGCCUGUUAGCUCCUCUGUGUGAGCCAUCCACAGUUCGCUAUGGUCCUCCCAGUGAGUGCAGCCAGGCCCCCAUGGUCCCUGGGUACAACUUGGGAGGAGAGGGCUUCAACAUUGUCACCAUGGAGCGUAAAGGCGCCUAUGUCAUUGACACAGACACCUGGGAUUUGGGCAAUGGCACUUGCAAACUCUACCCCAACAGCUUCAUGGGAGGACAGAUGCAGAAGGUCCCUGUGGCUGUGGUGGACUGGAGGGCGCUGUCUGAAUGUCAUUUGUCCGUCUCCAGUACUUCUUACGACUCGGUCGAAACCCUCGUCAAUGAUUCAACUUCUUCUGUGAGCAACAACUGGAAACUGGGACUGAAUAUCUCCAUCCCUGUGGAUCCAUCUGUGGUGGUGUCCGUACGGAGGGGACUGGGCGGGUCCCACUCCAAAGUGGCAAAGUUUGCCAUGCAGAAAUCCAAACAAGAUCGAUACAACUUCUACCGACAUUCUGUGUACUGCAGUACCUAUCGAUACAGAAUGACACCAGCACCACCAGUGAGCAAACACUUUCAGUCAGAAGUGAACUCCCUUCCAGCAUAUUCUCCCCAAUCUGCAAAUCAGUAUCGCAGAGUCAUUGAAACGUACGGCACACAUUAUAUCACACAGGUGUUUUUAGGAGGAGAGAUUAAGGCCAUCACUUCUGUCAGAACAUGCCAGGCUAGUGUGAACGGUCUGACCGAAUCUGAAGUUAGCAACUGUUUAUCUGUAGAAGCUUCAGCCAAUGUAGAGGGAAUAGGAGGCUUCAACGCUAUGGCGGAGCAUUGUAAAGCUAAAAGCAAAGAAUUAGGUCACGAUUACAGUUUUAGCAAAUCCUUUAGUGAACGUUUUACUGAGACCACAGGUGGGAGAAUAGCCAAAGGCGCCACCUUGUUUACUAAAUCUGAUCCUACUGUAUUUGACUCAUGGCUCACUAGUUUGGGAACCUCCCCUGAUGUGGUCAAGUACGAUCUGAAGCCUCUACAUACCAUUCUGUCUGAUAACCAUAGGGCAAAAAAUGGUAUCAAGAAAGAAAUUGAGACCUACAUCAAGCAAAAUGCUCUGUUUAAAAAAUGCUCCGAGUCUUGCACAAUUGGACACAAGUCAAGUCCGAGAGACCCUUGCACUUGUGUGUGCAAUAGUAACCCAAAUCUGCGCUCCAACUGCUGCCCCACUGGUUUAGGUAAGGCUACUCUCCGUGUCUACCGCCUCUACGCCAACGAUUUGUACGGGGAUGUGUGGAGUAAGACAGAUGGUUCGGUCGAGGUGAUCUUUGAUGAACAGGUGAAACAUACUGCAAUUAUUCAUGAAAACAACAAUCCAAAAUGGAGUGAGAAAUUUGAGUUUGGUGCAAUCACUAUCAACAUGAAAAACAAGCUGCAGUUUAAAGUAUAUGACUAUGAUUCGUAUUGGAAUAGUGACCUGCUUGGGGAGUGCUCCGUAGAUUUGCGUAGAGGUAAAGUGUCUGAUACCUGUAUGCUUAAUCAUGGAACCCUCUUCUUCUCCUAUGAGGUGACUUGUGCACCCAGCCUUGGAGGAGAGCAGUGUCAGGAGUACAUAUCCUCCCCUCUCAGCUCCUCUGUGUCAAAGAGCUUCUACACCAGAAAUGGGGUGCUUGGGAAAGAUUUGGAGUAAAGUCUGCAAGGGUUAGAUUGACUGAAUGACCUUGACCACCAAUGACCCAAUAUCUUAAAUUUCUAUUGCUCAAAAGCUUGUUUUUUCUAUAUGUAGAAAUGUUUGGCUUAUAGAAAGUGUGUAUAGCACAUUGAAGUUCACUUUAUUUGUUCUACAUCCAUAUCAGAACUAUAGGAUGUUGGUUGUGCAUAAAUGAUAUGUGCUAAUGCAAAUGCUUUCUGCUGUAUUUGUCUUUCUUUCAAUGAUUUGUUCACUGUUUGAUGAUUUUGCCUUUUUAUCUAAUAAAGCAUCCACAAAGAC
Messenger RNA from Boleophthalmus pectinirostris (great blue-spotted mudskipper), 2063 nucleotides. Its product is annotated as perforin-1-like. The transcript has 3 exons. Gene Ontology annotation, biological process: immune response. NCBI's taxonomy places the organism in Eukaryota, Metazoa, Chordata, Actinopteri, Gobiiformes, Gobiidae. The coding region runs from base 69 to 1763 and encodes 564 amino acids. Gene Ontology annotation, cellular component: membrane attack complex. The record is from RefSeq and is a predicted model, not a curated record.